CCCUUCGUCCCCCCAAUUUAGAGCGACUCAAGACUUUCUUCAUAAUCUCGAUUCUUCAUAAUCUCAUUUCUUCAUCAGCUUUAGUUCCCAGAUCUCCUUAAUUGAGAUUGUUUCUUGAAGGAAGAAGAUAAAGAUGGUGUUGCCGUUGAUGAAACUGGGUACCCUAUUGGUCAAAACCGUAAGCAAGCCAUUAGCUAGUCAGCUUAAGCACCAAGCUAAAGUUCACCCCCAGUUUCGUCAGUUUAUCAUCAACUUCGCUCAGAGGAACCAUAGAAUAACGACGCAAAUGCAGAGAAGGAUAUAUGGGCAUGCCACUGAUGUUGAGAUUCGUCCCUUGGACGAGGAAAAAGCUGUUCAAGCUGCUGUUGACCUCAUCGGAGAGCUCUUUAUCUUUAUGGUGGGUGGAGGCGUUGUUGUUUUUGAGGUGCAGAGAAGUUCACGUUCAGAAACAAGAAAAGAGGAAGCGCGUAAGCAGGAACUAGAGGAGUUUAGAAGAAAAGAUGAAGAAAUGGAAAAGAAAAUGGCGGAUCUUCAGAGCAGACUAGCUGAGGUUGAGCAACUUGCUAAGGCACGUGGACUGACCGGUAUGUUUAAGUUAAGACAGCAACCCGAUACUCAGGGUAGUGAGAAACCUGCUGAUAAAUCCAGUGAAUCAUCAUCAUCAUGAUCAUUUCAAUCAAUCUCCAAAGUCAACAACAAAUACAUUAAUGAUUCUUUUAAGAGUGAGGACGAGUUUCUGAUUCUUUCCUUCCCAUUCUUGUAAAUUGACCAUCACAGAUACAUACAUGUAUCAUCAUCAUUCUGCUUUAUAACAACUUUCUAGUCAAAUUUGGUGACUAAAUAAAACAAAGUUUUGAUGUUUAUGUUGUAGAGCUCAUUUUUUUAACAAUCGUUUACGUGCAUUUUGGUCUUUUAAGACUC
Molecule: messenger RNA, 921 nt
Organism: Eruca vesicaria subsp. sativa (arugula)
Lineage: Eukaryota; Viridiplantae; Streptophyta; Magnoliopsida; Brassicales; Brassicaceae
Source: the annotation of a GenBank genome assembly